AUGAACUUUCUGCUCACUUGGAUCCGCUGGGGGCUGGCGGCGCUGCUCUAUCUGCAGAGCGCGGAGUUGUCGAAGGCUGCGCCUGCCCUGGGGGAUGGGGAGCGGAAACCCAACGAAGUUAUCAAAUUCCUGGAAGUCUACGAGCGCAGCUUCUGCAGGACUAUUGAGACCCUGGUGGACAUUUUCCAGGAGUACCCUGAUGAGGUGGAGUACAUAUUCAAGCCAUCCUGUGUGCCUCUGAUGAGAUGUGCGGGUUGCUGCGGCGAUGAGGGCCUAGAAUGUGUCCCUGUGGAUGUGUACAACGUCACCAUGGAGAUCAUGAGAAUUAAACCCCAUCAGAGUCAGCACAUAUCACACAUGAGCUUCUUACAGCACAGUAAAUGUGACUGCAGACCAAAGAAAGAUGUCAAAAACAAACAAGAAAAAAAAUCAAAGCGAGGAAGGGGGAAGGGUCAAAAGAGAAAGCGCAAGAAAGGCCGGUACAAACCACUCAGCUUUCACUGUGAGCCUUGCUCAGAGAGGAGAAAGCACUUGUUUGUACAAGAUCCCCAGACCUGUAAAUGUUCCUGCAAAUUCACAGACUCACGUUGCAAGUCGAGGCAGCUUGAGUUAAACGAGCGCACUUGCAGAUGUGAAAAACCAAGACGGUGA
Messenger RNA from Cinclus cinclus, 651 nucleotides. It is a transcript of the gene VEGFA, whose product is annotated as vascular endothelial growth factor A. Gene Ontology annotation, biological process: response to hypoxia; positive regulation of angiogenesis; positive regulation of endothelial cell proliferation. Bases 1 to 651 code for a protein of 216 amino acids. Gene Ontology annotation, cellular component: membrane. NCBI's taxonomy places the organism in Eukaryota, Metazoa, Chordata, Aves, Passeriformes, Cinclidae. Gene Ontology annotation, molecular function: growth factor activity; heparin binding; chemoattractant activity. The transcript is spliced from 8 exons. The record is from RefSeq and is a predicted model, not a curated record.